CGUCACGGCCCAGCCGCUGUUCUGACAGCUUUUCCAGGUUAGACGGACUGGAAACGGAGCAUCCAGUGAGAGAGAGAGAGAGGGGGAGAGAGAAAGAGAGAGAGAGAAGGAGAGAGAGAGGGAGAGAGAGAGCAGCUAAAUUUCCACUAAUCAGCCGUCACCAUCCGCAUCCAGCCGACCAUAUAGGGGUUCUCUCCGCCAUCCUCCCCCGGCUCACCGUUUGCAUCUUUUUUUUUUUUUUACAUUUUUAUUUUUUCUCCAGAGGAUUAAUGGUGAUGAUAUUGUAACGCACAGAUGACAGCAUAGCCGGGGCGGUGAGCUGUCAAACACUCCACUGCAGCCUCUUUGUUGAGACGGAUCUGUAGCUACAGGGGCCGGACAUGAAUUCGGCGGAGCAGACGGUUACGUGGUUGAUCACGCUCGGGGUGCUGGAGUCGCCGAAGAAGACCAUCUCGGAUCCCGAAGCCUUCCUGCAGAGCUCCCUGAAGGAUGGGGUGGUCCUCUGUAAGCUCCUGGAGCGGCUCAGCCCGGGCUCCACGGAGAAAACCUAUCCAGAACCGAAGAACGACGGCGAGUGUCUGAGCAACAUAAAGGAGUUUCUCAAGGGCUGCACGUCGUUCCGCGUCGAGCCGUUCGAGGCCAGUGACCUUCUGCUGGGCCUGAACUUCUCCAAGGUGCUGAGCAGUCUGGUGGCCCUGAAUAAAGUCACUGCAGAUAUCGGCGUGGGCAGCGAUUCGGUGUGCGCCCGACACACUUCCGCCCUCCGCAUCAAGUCGUUCGACUCGCAGUCCUCCCAGUCUUCGCUGGGCCGAUCCUCUAAGCUGCUGCAGAACCAGUUUCGAAGUCUGGACAUGUCAGAAAACAGCGGGCAGCAGCUGCUGGUGAAGGCUCGCUUCAACUUCCAGCAGACCAACGAGGAUGAGCUCACCUUUGCCAAGGGCGACAUCAUCAAUGUGACCCGUCAGGAGGAGGGCGGCUGGUGGGAGGGGAUGCUCAAUGGCAAGACUGGCUGGUUCCCUAGCAACUACGUGCGUGAGGUCAAAGGCUCUGAUAAACAAGUGUCCCCUAAGUCUGGCAAUCUGAAGAGCCCACCGAAAAGCUUCGACACUUCUGUUAUCAGCAAGACGUACUAUAACCUGGUGUUACAGAACAUUUUAGAGACAGAGACGGAGUACUCCAAGGACCUUCAAUGCCUCCUCACAAACUACCUUCGACCACUUCAAAACAUUGACAAGCUGAGCAGCUCGGACGUAGCUCUGAUUCUGGGGAACCUCGAGGAAAUCAGCACCUUCCAGCAGAUGUUGGUCCAGUCGUUGGAGGAGUCUACAAAACUCCCAGAAAGCCAGCAAAGGGUCGGUAGCUUCUUUCUGAACCUCAUGCCACAGAUGAGGGCGCUCUAUGUCGGUUACUGUUCCAACCAUCCCUCCGCCGUCAAUUUGCUUACCCAAUAUAGUGACAUACUGGGGGAGUUUAUGGAGGGGCACGGCGCAGUGACUCCUGGGAUCCUCACGCUGACCACUGGCCUCAGUAAACCGUUUAUGAGACUGGACAAAUACCCCACCUUACUCAAAGAGCUGGAGAGGCAUAUGGAGGAGAAUCAUGCCGACCGACCAGAUAUUCUGAAGUGCAUGGGGUCGUUCAAGAGUCUCUCUGCUCAGUGCCAGGAGGUGCGGAAACGAAAGGAGCUGGAGCUACAGAUUCUCACAGAGUCCAUCCGACUGUGGGAGGGGGACGACAUCAAGACCCUGGGCUCUGUGAUCUACAUGAGCCAGGUCUUGGUCCAGAGUCCCAUGUGUGAGGAGAAGAAUGAGCGCUACCUCAUGCUGUUUCCUCACGUCCUCCUCAUGCUCUCUGCUAGUCCGAGGAUGAGUGGCUUCAUAUUCCAGGGAAAGCUGCCUUUGACGGGCAUGAUAGUGACCAAACUAGAAGAUUGCGAAGCCCACAAAAACGCCUUUGAGCUGAACGGCACGAUGUUUGACCGCCUCCAGGUGGUGUGCGCCAACCAGCAGGACCUGCAGGACUGGGUGGAGCACCUGACGAGACAGAUCAAACACAGCGCCGCCACGGCCCCCAGCCACAAACCGCUCACCGUGCCCUGCCACACGCUCCCAUCUCAUCCUCUCACCCCGUCCCGUCAUGCUGAGAGCAGGGCCAUGACGGUGGCUCCCACCUACCACACCCUGCCUCACCCUUCCUCUCAUGGAACGUCCCACAGCACCAUGACGUGGGGCCCCCUGGAGCCUCCAAACACGCCCAAACCCUGGAGCCUGAGCUGCCUGCGACCCGCGCCGCCACUCCGGCCCUCUGCGGCGCUCUGCUACAAGGAGGAUCUCAGUAAAAGUCCUAAGAGUGUGAAGAAACUCCUUCCGAAACGCAAACCUGAGAGGAAGCAGUCUGAGGAGGAAUUUGCUCUGAGGAAGAGUACGGCCGCUCUGGAGGAAGACGCCCAAAUCCUGAAGGUUAUCGAGGCGUACUGCACCAGCGCCAAAACCCGGCAGACCCUUAACUCCACCUGGCAGGGCACCGACCUGAUGCACAACCACGUGCUGGCCGACAUGGACCAGUCCUGCGUGGACUCGCCGGGCCGCCGCAGCAGCGUCUCCCGGCCAGAACUGAGCUCUGACCUGUCGGAGGACUCGGACUACGACUCCAUCUGGACCACCCACAGUUACAGGAUGGGCUCGGUUAGCAGGUCGCGGCUGGAAACAGGGCUGCACGUGAUCAUCCCCGGUGACGACAAAGUUUUUCUAGACAAUCCGAAUCGCAACGGACAAAGCGCCCUGGAAGAAAAGAGUUUGGUGGAUGUGGUUUACGCCCUGCGGGAUGAGGUUCAAGAGCUGAAACAGGACAAUAAGAAGAUGAAGCGGUCACUGGAGGAGGAGCAGAGGGCGCGCAGAGACUUGGAGAAGAUUGUGCGACGGGUGCUGAAAAGUAUUAACGACCCAGCGUGGGACGAAACUAACCUGUGAUCUUCGUUUGGUCCAUCUGUAGCUUUGACAAAGAAACGGCCAGCAUUCCUGUUUUUGUUUUUUUUGCGGACCUGAUGCGAAAUAUAAAAAUGCACACACUGGCUUUAAAAAGGUAAAAGGUUGUUCUGAGAGUGAGACCAAGAGUGGUUUUAAGAGCUGUUGGCUUUGUGCCUCCUCGUCUUUGGUGACGCGUAUGGAAAUUUAACCAUCUUCCCCCUUAAUUACAUUCCUUAAAGCAAAAACCCAGAAUUAGAACAACAAAAAAGAAAAAUGCAGAUUUCAUCAUCCAAGAAAUCUGUGGCUUUUUUUUUUUUUAGGAGGGAUCAACAGGUAAAAUAACAAGAGAGACAUUUUUUCUCCUUUUGCGUUUACAGUCUUACAGGACGACCAUCAGGUGGUACAUAAAUGGUACUUUAUUGGUGUCAGUGGUCUGGUAGGCUUUGGACAAGUUGCCACUUAACACUACUUCAUAACGUCUCUAAUGUUAUUUAAUGUCUUAAUGAAUUGCUUUUGCAGGGAUCUUUGUUUGACACAGGCUCUCUGUUUUAUUUUUCAGCCUGUUGUGAUUUAUUUUUUCCCCCCUUUGUAUUUUUUUCCUUUAGUCUUUAUCGUUUGACCACAUUGCGGUACAGCUUUCUUGGUGAAUUAUUGUACAGAUAUGAAGCUUGUACUGUAUGAUGUAAAUACUGCUAAAACAUGAGCCUUUUUUUCCCCCUUGGAAAUUAAAUGUUUAUUAAAACGAAGACUUUGAA
Fundulus heteroclitus (mummichog) is the source of this 3721-nucleotide messenger RNA. RefSeq names its product Rho guanine nucleotide exchange factor (GEF) 7a (gene arhgef7a). The coding region runs from base 381 to 2969 and encodes 862 amino acids. The transcript is spliced from 23 exons. Gene Ontology annotation, biological process: intracellular signal transduction. Gene Ontology annotation, molecular function: guanyl-nucleotide exchange factor activity; protein binding. Lineage: Eukaryota; Metazoa; Chordata; Actinopteri; Cyprinodontiformes; Fundulidae. The record is from RefSeq and is a predicted model, not a curated record.